GAAAAAGCCUCUGGUACCUUCUAGUCUGGCAAAAUGCAGCACAAAACUCAACUUACUCUGUCCUUUCUGCUGUCCCAGGUUCUGCUGCUUGCAUGUGCAGAAGAUUUAGAAUGUGUCCCUGGAUUCCAGCAAAAGGUUUUUUAUAUUGAACAGCCAUUUGAAUUCACAGAGGACCAGCCAGUCCUGAACCUGGAAUUUGAUGACUGCAAGGGGAAUAACAAAUUGAACUUCGAAGUUUCUAACCCAGACUUUAAGGUGGAACGCGACGGGGCUUUAGUUGCGCUAAAGAAUGUAUCAGAAGCUAUCAGAGCCUUGUUUGUCCAUGCGCGGUCUGAGCAUGCUGAAGAUAUGGCAGAAAUUUUGAUGGUUGGAGCAAAUGAAAAACAUGGUGCAUUAAAGGAAAUCUUUAAGAUAGAAGGCAACCUUGGAAUUCCAAGACAAAAAAGGGCUAUUUUGGCAACUCCAAUAUUAAUUCCUGAAAAUCAAAGACCACCAUUCCCCAGAUCUGUUGGCAAGGUAAGUCAACAAAGAACUGGAUCAAAUUUUGAUAUUAAGUAA
Fulmarus glacialis (Northern fulmar) is the source of this 558-nucleotide messenger RNA. Its product is annotated as cadherin-13-like. Gene Ontology annotation, cellular component: membrane. Gene Ontology annotation, molecular function: calcium ion binding. The transcript is spliced from 4 exons. Lineage: Eukaryota; Metazoa; Chordata; Aves; Procellariiformes; Procellariidae. The record is from RefSeq and is a predicted model, not a curated record. Bases 34 to 558 code for a protein of 174 amino acids.